Fusarium coffeatum is the source of this 2379-nucleotide messenger RNA. RefSeq lists its product as uncharacterized. The coding region runs from base 1 to 2379 and encodes 792 amino acids. Lineage: Eukaryota; Fungi; Ascomycota; Sordariomycetes; Hypocreales; Nectriaceae. The record is from RefSeq and is a predicted model, not a curated record. Gene Ontology annotation, biological process: DNA-templated transcription. The transcript is spliced from 5 exons. Gene Ontology annotation, molecular function: zinc ion binding; DNA binding.
AUGUCGACAACGACUCAACCGGGCAUGUUCCAAUGCGGGACCUGCUCAAGAGACAUGUUGCUGGGCACGGUUCUCAAGCUGGGGACAGCACCGUGUCAGACCAACCCCGGUUCAUGCCAGGAAGGUGACGAAAAACCUUGUCGGAGAUGCCAAGAGAAAGGCAUUGAGUGCAAGUGGAAUGACCCCAUGGAGUUGGAUGCAGAGUAUGCCUCUUCUGAGGAUCAACAGCAGGAUAACUCUAUGUUCUCACAGGAUAAUGGAUCCUCUUCAAUGGCUGGCUAUCCAGAGCAGAAUAGUAUCGGGUCGACAUCUGCUUCUUCUGUUAUGGGUCAGCAGUCGCUGGAUAUCUUGACGCCUCAGACAACACAAAGUCUCUUCCAAAAUCUCGACCCAUCCCUAAAUCCUGCCACAGACCCUCUCUUCUUCCAAUUCCCAGAUCUCAACCUCCUGUCAGGCGGAUGGGGUUCAACCCAAGCCAACGACGUCGAUAUGUUCUCCUACAACGAGCUCGACGAUAUAGACCUCCGGUUCCUCGACUCAUAUAACACCACUAUCCCCUUCGAGAUAAGAAGUAUCCAACCAACACCAAGAGGCGCCCAAACACCGCGUGUCGCCUCACAUACCGACCCUGGCGAACCAGCUGCCAUGUGUACUGAAGCCUUUCAGAACUCCCAUUGGAAGUUCAGACCCAACGCCAAAGACCAUGCUGGAGCUGAGGAACAUAAUCUUGCUCUCCCUGCUACAGACUCUGCUUAUCCCUCACCCGAGUCUGGCGUCGCCUUGGACUUGAACACGAGGGUCACUUGUGCCAAGUUGGAGGGUCCUGCGAGAGAUAGGAUUCUAAUGAUGGUUGUUAGUAGCUGUCGCUCAGAUCACCUGUCUAAAGCAGUUGCCUCUUUUCCUUCUGCUGAGCUACUGGAUACACUGCUUCAGUAUUACCUGACCUCGCCUGUCUCGCAUGCUACAGCUUUCAUCCAUGCAGCUUCUCUCAAUCCCAAUGAGAAGAGACCUGAGUUGGUCGCUGCCAUGGCGGCUUGUGGAGCUGUCUUGACUUCCGACCCUGCUCUAUCGAAACUCGGUUAUGCUAUUCAAGAGUGUCUUCGGAUUUCUGUGGCCAAACAUUGGGAGCGUGACAACUCUCUGGUGCGGGACCUUCAGUUGACUCAAGCCUUCCAAAUCAUUCUCGAGAUGGGGAUCUGGAGUGGUCUUCCCAGAAAGGUUGAGAUCGCGGAGAGUUUCUUCCAUCCAGUACUUACCAUGAUGCGUCGCGCCGGAAAGUUCAAGAGGUCUGCAUACUCUGAUCACAAACCUUCUGGACCACGCCAGGCAUCACGAGAGGAGUGGCUGAAGUGGGUCGAGGACGAGUCUUUCAAGAGGUUGGCCAUGCGAAUGCUUUCUCACGACGCAAACGCUUCCAUGGCACUCAUGGUUAGUCCAUCUGUCUCGUAUGCCGAGAUUCUACUGCCUCUGCCAGGACAUGCAGACUUGUGGAAUGCUCCCUCCCCAGAACAGUGGAGCUCAUUAAUGGCCACACGUGAGAACAGCGAACCACUCUACGUGGCCGAUGUCAUUGAUGACCCUGAUGUCUUGAAUAGCUAUGCUGGCUCGGUAGAUGCCUACGUGGCGAUCCUAGCCGUCUUGGCGUGCACGUGGACUAUGUGCUGGGAGUAUCUUCAGAUCGCCUCCCUGCAGCGAUCAAAGCCACGACGUUGGAAUACCCUCGUUACUGAGAUGCGGAAAGAUGAGUUGAUCAAACUGAUCGGGCAUUUGAAACUCAGCUUAUCACCGGAAGCUUCUGCAGACCCUGAGAUUCAAAUGCGUCUUGAACUUUCUUUGUUGCACCUCCAGAUGCCAUUUGAAGAUAUCCAAAUAUUUGCUGGUAUGGAAGGUACUGAGCGUGCACGGGCGGUAUAUCCCAUGGUUCGCGACUGGGCUAAAAGCGAAGCCGCUCGGCAUACAAUCUACCACGCAGCUCAGAUCGUCCAAAUGGCCAAAGCCGCACCAAGAGGUUCCAUGCGCGGUCCCAUGGCCAUAAUGCUAUACCACGCUAGCUUGGCCUUUUGGGUGUACGGUCUCUUAUCUGACCAUUCGCGUGCUUUGAGCCAGAAUGUUUAUCUUGACGACGCGGAUAAUAUCUCGCUGCAACGAUUCAAAGGCUUCGGUCAAGGACAGCCAUGUAUCAGAUGGCGAUCGGAGAUCGAGGGGCAAGGUGAAGUCAUGAUGAGCGUCUCUUUAAGUCAGCCUGAUAAGGUCAUGGAGGCUGUUAUGUCAGUCGUGAGAAGGAACUUUGCGGGAAUGUCGACGCCGCAUCUUACGGAGAAGCUGGUACAGCUUAUGGCUGAGUUGGAGAAUUCGGCGAAGAGGAAGAUGGAUGCUUGA